CGUAAAUCGUAAACCGGGUGAAAAAUUUCACCAGCGGGAAGGCCCAAGUAAAGACCCUAAAAUGGCGUCUGUGCCAGCAAUACCGACAGAUUCAUGGUACCUGUCUUUACUAGGGAUCGCCGAGAGCUUCAGGACAGCAAGCCCGCCCAAAAUCAAGCACUGUAUCCACUGUUUACAGUCCAUUUUUCACUUCAAACCACCACCGAGGAUCGAAGCAAGAACACACGUCCAGCUCGGCAGCUUAUUGUUCACGCAUACGAAAAACGUCGAGUUAGCGCGGACACAUUUGGAAAAAGCCUGGGCCCUAUCGCAGAGUAUUCCAUCAUUUGAGGACGUCAAGUUUGAAGCAGCGAGCCAGUUAGCGAGGAUUCAUGAAAAACAAAGCCAGUUACAUCUUGCAAAGCAAAUCUUACGCAAAGCCAUCGGUAUAUCUCAACAGUCAUCAUACUGGCACUGUCUUCUUCUUUUUCAGCUUGCACAAAUCCACACACAUGAAAAAGACUUCAUCUCAGCGUGUGAACUCUUAGGUGUUGGUGCGGACUAUGCGGUGGUAGCUGGCUCAGAAUACACAAGAGCCCUCUUCCUGCUUAGUAAAGGAAUGUUGAUGCUGAUAGACAAGAAGUACGCCGAGGUCCAUCCGGUAUUGUCAACGUGUGGGUCCAUCAUCGAUAACUACACAGGCAGCGACACUAACAAAGAGUCCCUUAAAGUCUACUUCUUAGUGCUGCAGGUUUGCCACUACCUCAUGGCUGGCCAGGUAAAGAGUGUGAAGACUGCACUGAAGAACCUUCAGCAAUCAAUACAGACAAUAACAAUGCUGCAUUCAGACGAAGAACCUAUUUCAAGUAACCCUGCAGAUCUCUUUCACUGGUUACCGAAAGAACACAUGUGUGUAUUAGUAUAUCUGGUAACGGUGAUGCAUUCAAUGCAAGCUGGCUAUAUGGACAAAGCCCAGAAGUUCACCGACAAAGCCCUGCUUCAGAUCGAGAAGUUGAAGAUCUUGGACUCCCAUCCCAUCCUGUCUGCCUUCCAGCUAAUGCUUCUUGAACAUAUCGUCAUGUGCCGCCUCGUCAUGGGUCAGAAGUCAUUGGCCAUUCAGGAGAUUUCACAAGCGUGCCAGGUCUGUUCGCAGAAUCCUCGGUUACUCACAACGCACGGGGCACAGCUACACACGUUACUCGGUCUCUACUCAAUGUCAAUGAACUGUAUGGAGAGUGCAGAGGCACAGUUUAGCGCAGCUCUCGCAAUUACAACACAAACAGAAUUAUGGCAGUUUGCAUCACUGAAUCUGGCAAUAGUUUACCUCAGGUCGGGCAAUAGGCAGCAGGAGUUAUUAUCAUUAUUAGAGAGAAUAAACCCAGAGGUAUUACCAACGAACUCUCACAGUUUGCGAGCUGCAGCGUACUACGUCAAAGGGUUGCAGGCGUUCUUUCAAGCAAGAUAUAAUGAAGCAAAGAGGUACCUGAGGGAAACAUUAAAGAUGUCCAAUGAGGAGGAUUUGAAUAGAUUAACGGCCUGUUCACUGGUGCUACUUGGACACAUAUUCCUCUCAUUAGGGAGUACCAGGGAAAGUAUGAACAUGGUAUUACCAGCCAUGCAACUUGCAGGGAAGAUCCCUGAUGUUCAUGUCCAAUUAUGGGCGUCAGCCUUACUCAGAGAUUUAUAUCACUUGGAAGGCGACCCAGUACGGGAGAGGGAAGGGUAUCAAAUGCACACAUCAUUCUCACAACAGCUUCUCAAAGACCACUUCCAGUCAUCGCAACAGUCAGAGCACAACCUUAUUCAGUGGACGGAGGGCCCAUGUCCGAUUCAUUUACUCCAGGGUGACGGAGCGAGCUCGAGUAUCUUAUAGCACACGUCCAACCCUCGUCAAACAAAAUGCUCUUCUCUGUUUUAAACAAAAUGUGCCAACUCGACUCUACUCAAGUUAAGAACUUUGCUUCUCUUUUUUAAAAAAUAACCUUGGUUUUGUUAUUCUUGUGUCUGUUCUUUGUGAUGAUUUUAAUCUGAAAUUGAUGUGGAUCUGUAAAUCAUGAAGUCGACUGCAAAUCUGUUGAAAGAAUCGGAGGAUCAUAUUCAUAUAGCUGCUAAAUGCUCAACUUUGUUGAGUCAAGUAAUUGUGGUUUGUCCGAAUGAUUCCUCUUCCACAACUAUUUGUGAUGCAUAAUGUUUGUGCCAUUUUGGGCCUAUGUCAGUGACUUUUGCUUUGAAAUUCAUUUGCGUUAAGGUGAAUUGCUAUGCCGUCACAUGUCCCAUAAUCCUCUCUAAAUGGCUACCACUUGCCAUUUUUGAUGACGUUAACAUUUAAUUUUCCAUUACAAUGGUAACCAUGGCAAACAUGCCUGGGGUGACUAGUGUGACUAGUGUUGAUGCUGCGACUUUUGAUUGCGUUUUCCAGUCCUGAAUUUCAACUAAUACUCCCAUGUGCCGCCAUGACUAGAGGCAUACAUGAGGGUAUGCACGUUUUAUAGCCCAGUGGUUGGGUUUGUGCAGUUAAAUCCAAGAUAAGACAAGUGGUUGUGACUAGUGUUGAAGUUGCAACUAAUUGAAGCCUAUUUAGUCUGGUAGUGGAUUUCACUAGUCGCCCAGGCCUGAUAGAAAAUUCAGACAAAUUUAGAAAGGAUUGUGGUAAAUUUGUGAUGUUAUUGCAAUGCACCUACUAGCAAUGUUUUUCACUUGACCAGCUUCAUAUGUAGAUGCAAAUAGAUCUUGUUUAGCCAGGUCUGUGGUUACCGGUUUCAUCUUGCAUUGCUGAGGUGCAAACACAAGCAAUCUAGCUGUAUCUGGGAAUUCAUACAUGGGACAGUAAUUGGGCCCUGCUAUAUAGUAGUGAACACACUGAAGCUUGGUAUUCAUACAUGGGACAGUAAUUGGGCCCCUCUAUAAAAUGAAUUUAGUGAACAUACUGAAGUUGAGAAUGUAUUAUGAUUUUGAAAACCCUCGAUCUCCACAAGUGAACAACACCAUUACUGGAGGCAAGAAAUGCAGCAAACUAUCUCUGUCCCUUUUUCUACAAAAUACUUUUUCUACCAAAUAAUGAGACAAAAAUGCUAACAACUGGAUGUAGACAAGAUGCAUUAUGUGAUGUAAAAGUUGCAUCAGUAAAUCGUUUUUUCCAACUUUGCCGACCAACACUGUUUGAUUACAAAUAACUGUAUUCUCUGUGCUCACCAAGUCCUGGGGAAGAAGAAAUCCCAGGCAUCUCUUACAGAGAAUUGAACCCGUAACCGUCAGUAUUCUUAAGUGGGGCUCAAAUUCAUGGCUUUGCCUACUGUGGAAUUCUGUUCGUACAGAAUUCUAGUUAAAGUAGAGCGCUGAAAUUUUGGUAAGCUAUAGUGUAUCAUAUUUGUAAAAAUUGAUGGACGGCACAAGUUAAAGGGUCUAGGUACUUUUUGUAAGAGACAAAAAAGACAAUGUUCACAGAUUUACACUAAAC
Molecule: messenger RNA, 3436 nt
Organism: Asterias rubens (European starfish)
Lineage: Eukaryota; Metazoa; Echinodermata; Asteroidea; Forcipulatida; Asteriidae
Product: MAU2 chromatid cohesion factor homolog
Exons: 16
Coding region: 62-1852 (596 amino acids)
Biological process (GO): maintenance of mitotic sister chromatid cohesion; mitotic sister chromatid cohesion
Cellular component (GO): SMC loading complex; chromatin
Molecular function (GO): double-stranded DNA binding; protein binding
Source: RefSeq, a predicted model, not a curated record